Saccostrea echinata is the source of this 920-nucleotide messenger RNA. RefSeq lists its product as uncharacterized. The transcript has a single exon. NCBI's taxonomy places the organism in Eukaryota, Metazoa, Mollusca, Bivalvia, Ostreida, Ostreidae. The record is from RefSeq and is a predicted model, not a curated record. Bases 39 to 875 code for a protein of 278 amino acids.
CAGAUGUAUUCAACAUAAUUGUACAGGUUCUCAGACGAAUGGCGUCAUUUAAUUACUAUGCUGGAUGGGAGGUCACCUGUUUCAGCCUUGAGGACCAGCUGCUCAUAUGUUUAAUGAAACUUAGAUUAAACUUUAGAGAUUUAGACCUUGUCGUUAGAUUUGGGACAAGCCGUUCUACAGUAUCAAAUAUUGUGAACACGUUUAUUUCUGUCCUUCAUGAAAUCUUCUUCGAUGGUGUAUUAAAGGCAGUAGGCAUCCCUUCUCAACUAAAAUGCAAAGGAUCUAUGCCGAAAUCGUUUGAAGAAUUUACAUCAGCAAGGAUUGCCAUGGAUGCCACUGAAAUUACUCUAGACAUUCCAUCCAAUAUGAACAGUCAAUCUCUUACUUACAGCAACUAUAAAAGCCGUCAUACUGUAAAGGCCGUGACAUGUGUUGCUCCAAAUGGUGCCCUUGUAUUCACAUCCGAUUUAUAUCCUGGAUCCACCUCAGAUGCUGCCAUAGUUGAGCACUGCAAAGUUCUUGACCAAUUACAGCCUGGAGAUCUAAUUCUUGCGGAUAAAGGAUUAAAUAUUUUUGACAGACUUCCUGCAGGAGUAUCAUUAAACAUCCCACCAUUUUUGUCUAGUAAAUCUCAUUUUACCAGAGAAAAGGCAAAACUGUGCUAUAAAAUUGGACGCAGUAGAAUUCAUGUCGAGAGAGCCAAUGAAAGAAUUAAAAACUAUGAAAUCCUCAGCCAUGUUCCAUCUCAGUACAGACAUAUGACAACAAAAAUCUUUCAAUUAUGCUGCUAUUUAGUUAAUCUUCAGGCUCCUCUCCUUAAAGAGAUUGCAGACAAAUAUGAGGUAGGACAGAAAAAUGAGUCAGAGAUGUGGUAAUAUUAAUACAGUAAAAUACAUUAUGCAAUGAAUUGCAAUGUUUUG